AUGUGUGAUGAUAACCAGUUAUGCCGUUGGUAUUUGGAAAUGAAAGGGUAUAAAUUUACAACAGAAAAUUUACAACAUAUGGAUGAAUAUCGUCAUGAAAAACAGAAAUGUCGUUAUGGUCGGGAAUGUCGAGCAUUCAAUCGCUUAUUGCAAAACGGAUAUCGUUUAGAUGAUAUUGGACAUUGUUCAAUUUAUUUUCAUCAAGGUAGAAGGGGAGGCACUACUGUUGAGGAAAAUUUUGGCUCAAAAAAAUUUAUCACUGCUUAUCAAAAUUGGGGAGUUGAUUUACCAAAAGGAACCGGUUUCAGGAAUGGAAUAGUAGAAGAUGGACAACUCAUUAAAGAACUUGAAAAGAAUAACUAUGCCCAUGUAAUGACUCUUACAAGUGGACCAUAUAAAACCUUGAAUGAUGUAGCUCGAGAAAAGUUGAGACAUCCACGACACCGGAAAAUGGGAUCACCGCUGUUCCAUGAUCAAAUGUUGGCAGUUCUUUUAUAUACAGAUACUGACGUAUACGUAGAUUUGCGACAGGACGAAAUGAGAUACUCCAAACAGGAUUUCGCACACAUAAAUCUAUCGCAGAUCGAGAAACCCAAAUGGCCGGUGCUUGGAAGUCUUUUGGCUUCCGCGAUUUGGUUUCUAGAUGAAAAUGACAAUAAGCCUCGUCCACCAACAGUCUAUCAUGGAUUAAAUGAAAUCAAAAUCGAUCCAUCCGCAUUUAACAACUACGGAACAACGAAAGUUUAUUCAGAAAAUGACGAACCGGUGUUCAAAUAUGGAACAUUCAUCAGUACUUCAUGGGAUGAAGAUGUUGCACGAGCGUUUUCCAGGGGCAAAGGCGCCUUACUUGAGAUUGAUCUGAACACGGAUUCAGGAAUAGAGCCAUUAAUAGGAGCUGAUGUCUCAUGGAUAUCUAAAUUUUCAUCGGAAUGCGAGUUCUUAAUAGCAAGAAGUGCCACAUUUGCUAUCAAGUCGAUUGAUAUAUCCCAAGACGAAGAUUAUCAAAUUGUCAAAGUCAAGGAGGGACCGUUUUCUCACAGUCGUAUGAAGUUUCAUAAUAAAUAUAGAUCUUAG
This is a messenger RNA of Rotaria sp. Silwood1, 1074 nucleotides long. NCBI's taxonomy places the organism in Eukaryota, Metazoa, Rotifera, Eurotatoria, Philodinida, Philodinidae. The record is from the annotation of a GenBank genome assembly.